AUGGAUGAAAAAGGCGGUGCAAAAUUACAGGAACCUAAAGUUGAACAGUUGCUGGACAAGCUUAGGGAGCUGCGAAGAGGUAAAAAUGUUCUGGAUGAGGAAAACAAUAAUCUGGAGUCUGUCACUGACAAACUGCAGACAGAUCUGGAAAAAUUACAAGCUGAAGCUUACCAGCUGCAGGGGAUUUAUCAAGAAAAAGAAGAGUUGUGCAGGAAGCUGCAGUUCAAAUGUGAAGAGUCUGAGCAGGAAUCUAAAAGACAGCUGAAGCAGAGCGAGACGAGCGAGGAACUGCUGGAACAGUACAGAUGUGAAAUCCAGGAAGUGAAGCUUAAACACAGGAAGCUGCGGAUGAGAUUUGAAAAGCAACUUCAGCAGCUGAUAGAGCAACACAAGCAGCUGCACACGGUCUUUACCUCCGAGAGACUCCCAGAUGAAGUGACGAGCGCUGAAAAUACAAAAAGUCAACUGUUGUCAGCUGCCGUCUGA
This is a messenger RNA of Nematolebias whitei (Rio pearlfish), 486 nucleotides long. RefSeq lists its product as uncharacterized. Gene Ontology annotation, cellular component: synaptonemal complex. NCBI's taxonomy places the organism in Eukaryota, Metazoa, Chordata, Actinopteri, Cyprinodontiformes, Rivulidae. Gene Ontology annotation, biological process: synaptonemal complex assembly. Bases 1 to 486 code for a protein of 161 amino acids. The record is from RefSeq and is a predicted model, not a curated record. The transcript is spliced from 9 exons.